This is a messenger RNA of Daktulosphaira vitifoliae (grape phylloxera), 1598 nucleotides long. RefSeq names its product phenoloxidase-activating factor 2-like. Gene Ontology annotation, biological process: proteolysis. The transcript is spliced from 6 exons. Gene Ontology annotation, molecular function: serine-type endopeptidase activity. Lineage: Eukaryota; Metazoa; Arthropoda; Insecta; Hemiptera; Phylloxeridae. Bases 199 to 1497 code for a protein of 432 amino acids. The record is from RefSeq and is a predicted model, not a curated record.
CUUUAACAAAUGAUGCUAGUGCGUAUACGACUUUUAAUAAAUAUACUGUACAAAAAAAAAAAAAUUAUUACAGAGAAUUAUUUUUGAUUAUAUUUAAUUAAUAACAAAAAGUAUAGCAGGAAUUAUUAGUGAUGAACUUAUCAAACAAAUUUUCAUAGAUCAAAAAAAUAAGAAUUUUAUGGCACAAGAUUGAGAAACAUGAAAUCUUUCGUUUUUGCAUUUUAUUUUAUUCUAUUUAUAAACGCGUAUGAAUUUCAAAAAUCUGCUCGAGAAUAUUUAACACCAUUGCUUCCUUUAGAUGAUGGUCAUAAAUUUCCAUCAAUCAUAUUAAACCCAGCAUCAUCACGUAUUAAAAACGAUUGUGUUUGUACUCCUUUUCAUUUAUGUAAAACAUUUGUUUUAUCAACGACUCCAUUUGACGUUACGGAUGCAGAUGGAAAAUAUCAAGCAAAACCAAAGAAAUGUUUGAAAUCAUUAGAAAUUUGCUGUGACGAUACUAUUUUAAUCGGUGAAAAUAAACAGAUGAAACAAUCCUAUGAAGCUAGUACAACUUACGAUCCAUUUGACUUAUCGGAUCAAUCAACCAAAAAGUGGAAUCACAAUAUACACUCUACUGAAAUUUACUCGGAGAAUAAAUAUGAAAAUUCAAACAAAGAAGAAUUUGAUUUCAAAAAAGAGCAUGAUACACAUUAUAAAUCAAAAAUAUGUGGUAUAUGGAAUGAAUAUGGAUUUGGAAUAGGAUUAGGUGGUGCUACUGAUUAUACAGCAAGAUAUGGCGAAUUUCCAUCUACUAUUGUUAUUUAUGUAGAAGAAAUACUUCAAAAUUGGAAGAAGUCGUUAAAAUAUCAAUGUGGAGGAUCAUUAAUAAAAGAAAACGUCAUUUUGACAGCAGCUCAUUGCAUUAUCAAUAAAGAUUUACAAAGUAUUCUUGUACGAGCUGGAGAUUGGGAUCUAAAUACAGAAAAAGAAUUGUACUUGCAUCAAGAUCGACACAUUUCUAAAGUUGUUAUUCAUCACAAAUACUACUCAGGAGGAUUACAUAAUGAUAUAGCUUUAAUAUUUACUGAUGAACCUUUUACUUUACAAGAAAAUGUUCAAAUUAUGUGUUUGCCCAAACAAGAUCAAAUAUUUGAUUAUAUUAGAUGCUAUUCAAGUGGAUGGGGAGAAACAGAUAAACGUAAGAUAAGUAAAAUGAAAAAAAUUGAGGUACCAAUUGUUCCGAGAGAUUUAUGUGAAGAUCGACUAAGGCAAACUAGAUUAGGCUAUAAAUUCAAUUUGCACGAAAGUUUCAUUUGUGCUGGAGGCGAAGGAGAACAAGAUACAUGUAAAGGUGAUGGUGGAAGUCCAUUAAUGUGUCCAAGUGAAACUGGUACAAAAUCGUUAAUACAGGCUGGAAUAGUCUCUUGGGGAAUAGGAUGUGGAAUAAAAAAUAUACCAGCAGCAUAUGUUAAUGUAGCUAAUUUUAGAAAUUGGAUUGACGGAGAAAUAGAAACAUAGAAUACAUAUUUAUUUCUCAAAUAUAAUUCUAUAAUUUUUUUGUAUUCUUUUAAUAAUUUUAAAUUUUAAUAAUUUGAAACUUAAAUGAAAAAUAAUUGCUA